UUUUAAGCAGACAUAUGUAUUUGCUUAGCUAACGAAAUAUGUUUUAUAAUAUUUUGAAGAAAUAUUUAUUUAAUGUUUUAAAAAUCAUUCAGUAACCCGAAAAUUCUCUGGAUGUUCAGAAACUGAUUUUAUAGAAUUGCAAAUUAUACAUGAAUGCACUUCAGCAGCGAUAUAAGUUAAUGAGGGAAGGAAUAAUUGUUUUAUAUUAUGGAAGGCAGGAUUUUGAUUCUUGAAAAUCAUCGAGUAAAUCUGGGUGCAGAUGCAUUAGAUUUCAAUUUUGAAGAUGAUGAAGAAAAUUCUCCAGCAUCUGCAGGUGUACCAUUUAUGCACCAGCUUGGAAAUCCUUUACGACCUAAGGAUCUUCUUGUUGUUGAAGGUGUAAUAUUGAAAUAUGGGUUAAGAUUUACAAUUAACCUUCUAUAUGGCUUCAAUGAAAUUGCUUUCCAUCUGAACCCACGAUUAGAUCAAAACUAUAUUGCAAGAAAUACCUACCUGAAUGGAGUGUGGGGCGAUGAAGAAGGCUUUGGAUUAAUGAAAAGUCCUUUACUUAGUGGAAAGGGUUUUCAGAUUAUGGUUUUUGUUUCACAAGAUGCCUAUCUGGUCUGCGUAAAUGGCUGCCACAUGUUUUCAUUUUCCCAUAGGGUUCCACCAGAAAAAGUUGAGAAAAUUGAGAUUUUUGGAGAUAUUGAUUUGAAAGCAGCAUCAUUAAUAAGCUCAGAAGUCUAUCCAGAUUCUUCUAUAAUUAAACAUAAAAAGAACCAUGAAACUUUGCAUCUUCCUUUCUUUUACAACUUAGAAGAAGAUGUUAAACCUGGGUUUAAAAUAGAAAUAAAAGGAAAAAUAAAACUGUUGCCUGUGUCUUUCCGUGUCAAUCUACAGUCUAGUGAACAUGUUUUUCCUCAUCCACUUAUUCCCUAUCAUUUAAAUGUGCGAUAUGCACCAGAAUGUUAUGUAGUACAGAAUUCUUGGGGAUUUACUGGUAAUAAUUGGGAUGAAGAAAUCAGGUCACCUUUACCCCUUUCAUGGUCACCUGGUAAAGAUUGCGAAAUUGAUAUUUAUAUUUAUGACUCUUAUAUUCUCGUUAAAGGGGAGGAUUGGAGUUUACCAGUUUUUAAAUUGAGACUUGACAUGGACAGUGUCAAAUAUAUUUAUAUUCAAGGAGAUUUAACUAUGACAUUUUUUAAGAUAACAUCUUUCAGAAGAGAUGAAUGGGAUGAUAUCGCAGCUGAACAACUCAAGUAGUUACGUAAGCAGUAAUGUUUGAAGCAAUAAUAUAACAAUUGAAGGUAUCAGUUACCUUCCUCUUCCAAAACAUUACCCAAAGAUGUAGAUUAUAUUUUUAUUGCUUUUUAAUAAUAAGACUUCCUAUGAAAUUUUUUAAAAAAUUUAUAUAUUUAUAAAAUUUAAAUAUUGAUGAUGUGUUUUUUAUUUCUUUUUAAAAUUUAUAUUAUUGUUAGCUGUUACUUAUCCCUUUGAUAAUAAGUAUCUUUAUUAUUAUUGUUGUUUUGAUUUGUAAUAUAAACAUUUUAAUUAUUCAGACCAUGUUAUUACCUUUUCAUUAUU
Nezara viridula (southern green stink bug) is the source of this 1563-nucleotide messenger RNA. The record is from the annotation of a GenBank genome assembly. NCBI's taxonomy places the organism in Eukaryota, Metazoa, Arthropoda, Insecta, Hemiptera, Pentatomidae.